GACGGGUGCGCCAACUGUGCAUUUGCGAAGAGUUUGCCCGCGUAAAAUGCAGCCUGCCAGCAACAGUUUCUGGCAUGCUAAGGCCGCAAUUGCAAAGCAAUUCGCAAGAAAGCCUCCUAUACAAGCGGACACAAGGGAUUCACUUUGCCUCAUAGUGCCCAGACUCUACCUCAGCUCCUGCCAUUUGGAAGCGCAGCGGGACACUCUCAAGCAAGCUGGAGUGACUCAUGUGCUUCAGGUCGGAACGGAGCUGACUCCCACACAUCCAGGGCAUUUCGCGUACAAGCACAUUCCCGUUUUGGACCUGGAGGAGGAGGAUCUGGUCAAGUACUUUGACCAGUGCUUCCAGUUUAUCGAUGCGGGACGCGACGCAGGCGCGGUGCUGGUGCACUGCGCGGCGGGCAUCUCCCGCAGCGCCUCCGUGGUCAUUGCCUACCUCAUGGCCCACGGGUCACUGAGCCUGGAGGACGCACGAUCCGCCGUCAAGGCCUCGCGCCCCGCCAUCAACCCCAACCAGGGCUUCCUGCUGCAGCUGCAGCUGUUCCAGGAGGCCAGCUACUCCACGGAGGGGUGGCAGCCGUGGAGCCUGGAGCGGUUCCUGCAGGUGCGCUCUGCGGCCUACCCCCGCGCGGAGGCGGUGCCGGCGGGCAACGCCGACGUGCGCGGCGGCUGCGAGGUGGCGCCGCCGGAGCUGAGUCGCGAGGAGUCGCUGAGCUCCGCCAGCAGCCCUGUACAGUCGCCCGCGCGCAAGGGCGCAGCGCUGCUGCCGGUGGCGCUGGCGGGCGCAGCAGCAGAGGCGUCAGCAGCAGCAGCAGCAGCAGCAGCAGCGCCUUCACGGUUCGGGGCGGCGGCGGCGGGCCUUGGUGCGGUGAUUGACGGCGGUGGCCCAGGGGCUGAGUUGCAGGCCAGUUCAGCGGUCGGUGGGCCGGACGUGGCAGGUGGAAGCGGCGGCGUCCCCGGGAGCAGCGUGACCGGCGCACGAGUCAGCUUGAGCGGCGGCUUCGGCCGAGGCGGGGUGCCGCUGCCGCUUCUCGCGCCGCCGCUGCCGCAGAUGGGGCUCAUGCCCUCCCCGCUGACCUCCCCACACGAGCUACACCCGCCGCAACAGCACCACCACCACCAACAACAACAACAACAACAACAACAGCAGCAUUCUUCCGGAGCCGUGUCAGCGGCUGGACCCAGGUCAUCACGCGAGGACCGCGCGUGGCCGCGGCCCUACGCGCACAGCGAGGCGCACGCCGCCCCGCCGCCGCCGCACCCGCUGCCCGGCUACGGCCCCCGCCACACGAUCUCGGGCAUUCCUGACGCCAGCUCCGCGUCACAGUGGGCGUGGACGCAGCGCGCACAAGCACAGGCGGCGCCGGGCACGCAGCCCCCGCCGCUGACGGCCGCGGCGCCGUCGGGAUCGGCGUCCCUGUUUACCAUUCCGCCGGCGGCGGCAGGGGCAGAGGAGCCGGGCGCGGCGGCGCCAGGAUCAGACAGCGGGGGCGGUGCAGGAUGGGCUGGCGGUGCGGGGCAUGGGCAUGCAGGCAACUUUGCCCGUCCGCCGCUGUCACCGCCGCCUAUUGGCUUCGGGGGCAGCGGGGCUGGCAGGGGCGCUCCCAGUUGGGCGGCUCUGGACGUUAUCUCGCCAGCAGGAGCGGCAGCGACGCAGCUGCCGCCGCGGGCGGGCUUCCGGUCAUCGGGAGCGGGCGGCCGCGCCAGCACCAGCGGUGUUUGGAGCAUCGACCAGGCGGCCGUGUGGGGCGCAUCGGCCUACGCCGCUGCGGCGGCCGCCGCCGCCGGCCCGCCCGCUUGGGGCUCACAGGCCGAGGCGGGUGUGGCUGCUUGGGGCACCCCCACCUACGUGCACCCACACCGCCAGCACCCACUCCACUCGCAGCCCCCGCAUUCGCAAUCGCAAAUGCAGCUACAGUCGCAGUCGCAACAGGGGUUCCCGGCGCAGCAGACGGUCUCCAUGCCACUACCGUCGGCCGUCGGCCUGCCCGCCAGCGCGGCCGCCGCGGCCGCCUCCAUUGCGGGCUUGUCGGGCGCUGCCGCUCAGCACCUGCAGCAGGUCCCAGAGCUCGCUCUUGAACGCGGCAGCGAUGGGCAGGAUGCAGCCAUCGCCGCGAGUGCCGAGCUGCAAGAGGAAUCGUCGGCCGGGGGCUCGGCAAGCGCGCUGGGUGACGUUGGCGGUGAGGGGCCGGCGUCGGCGUCGGCGCGGCCGCACCACCACGCGCCCCGACGCUCCAUGAGCGACUCGCUGCCAGGCAUGCUGGCGCGAGUGCUGGCAGACGCUGGAGACGGAGGGGCCACAGGAAAUGGAGGCGGAGGCGGGGUGGCGGCUGCCGGUUUGGCUGCAGCUGCUGCUGUGACCGUCACCGGAGCGGAAGCAGCUGGUGGCAGCGCGGGCGGUGGCCAGGGUGCAAGCCAAUCGUACCGGGUGUCAGGCUCAGGGGACGGGGUUCCGGCGCUGCCGUACCGGGUAUCGGGUACGGGUGCCGGUAUCAUGCCGCCGCCCCGGCAAAGCUACGACGGUGGCGGCGGCGUUGGUGGCAACGGCGGUGCGAACAGCGGUACGGGAGCUGGCAUUGCUGCCGCCACAAUGAGCGGCAGGACCAGCUUCAGUGGCAGAGUGUCCAGCAGCGGCGUCGGUGGCUCAGCCUACGCCGUGGCGGCUGGCGCGGAGCUCGGAUGGCGCGAGCCGGCGUCGCCGCUCGCCGCCCUGCCGGAAGUGGACACGACUCACGAGGCCUCCGGCUCGGGUCGGGUCGACGGAGGCGCAGCGCCAGCGGGCACGCCCGGGCUUGCCUGGGCGCUGACGCCCGUGCUGACGCCGGCGGGCUUGGACCGCACCCCCAGCAAAGCCAUGGCCACGCCGAAGCUGCGCGCGGCCGCGGUCGCCAUGGCGGCGGCGGCGCAGCUGCCGCCGUCGGCGUCUCCGGACUCCAUGAUCAGUCGCACGGUGCGGGAGCUGUUUGGCGCCGCCAGCGGUGAGGGGCUGGAGCCCAGCGUUGGCAGCACGGCGGAUGCAGAGGCGGAAGCGGAGGCGGAGGCGGGGCCGGAGGCGGCCGGUGUGCGGGCGGCGCUGAUGGCGCUGACGGCGCCGGGCGUGCGGUCAGAUGCGGAUUUGGUGGUAUCACGGAGCAACAGCAUGGGCGGCGCCGCUGCAGGCCUGGCGGCGGCCGUCGCUGCUGCUGCGUCGUCUACGUCCACGGCCACAAGCGGUGCAGGAGGUGUGGCGGCAGCCGAGGAUGGGCCUAGAAGGGGCGCGGGCGGCGCUGCGGGCGCGGGCGCGGGGCCGGGGCGAGGAGGCCGUGGUGGUGGCAACGUGCAUGCCGCAGGAGGCGGGGCGGCGGGUGGCGGCGGCAAGGGCGCGUCCCGCCUGGCCACAGCGACCUUUGCGGACUGUGGCGUGGGCUUGGGGGCACGCCCUUCAUCGGAAGGGGGAUCCGGACUCAGCAGCAGGCCGAGUGUAAUCGGCCGCAGCAGCGGCGGAAGCGGCGGAAGCGGCAGCAGCAUGGGGCAUGCCGGCAGCGCGUCGGCGACGGGCGCCCUGCCAGAUCCGAGCCGCGUGUCGGCAUCGUCCACGGUGGUAUUAAACCCCUCUCCCUCUGCAGCCGCCUCUUUCGCCUCCGGCACGCACACGGAAGCUAAGGCCAGCGCUGCAGGCACCCCUUCGUCGGGCAGCGGCCCCUUGCCGACAGUGGCGGGGCCAGCAGCAGCAGUUGCGGCAGCAGCAGCCGGGGCCGCUCAGCCCAUGCACAUGCCCUCCAAGCGCCUUUCCAUCCGUACCCGCGCCGUGGGCAGCAGCGCCGGCGGCUCGAGUGCGGGCGAUGACGCCGGUGGCGGCGGCGGCGGCGCCGAGGUCGGCACGCCCAUCCACAAGCGUGUGCUGCGGUCGCUCACGUCGCUGUUGCGGCUGGGCGGGGGCAGUCCCAGCAACAGCGUCGGCGGCGCCAGCGGCGACGCGGGCAGUGGGGCGAGCUCAGGAGGGGCAAAGGGCGGAAGUGCGGCGCCGGCGUCUGACAGUGGCUCCCCGGGCGCGGAGGAGCAGGCGCGUGCGGCGCCCCGGCGGAGGCUGUGGUCCAGCACGGAUAACUUGGCGGGUGGAGCGGCGGCAGCAGUAGCAGCAGCAGCUGAAGCAACUGCCGGAGCAGCAGCCAGAGCCAGCGGUGUGGCAGCUGCGCCUUCCGCGGCGGUGGCAGGUAGCGACGGUGGCGAUGCUGGCGGUGAUGCAGGCGGUGGCGGCGCUGUUGACGGUGCGGCGGCAAUGGCGGCGCCGGCGCCCAUGCACGUUGACGACGCCACAGCCGCCGCCGCGGCACAGCGCGGCGCAGGCGCUGGCGUGUUCCUGCCGCGGCGCGCGCAGCCGCCGUGGCUUGCGCCCGACCCCUACAGCAGCCCCAACUCCCCCGCGCUUUUUCGCCCAGUUGCAGGCGCGGCCGCAGCUGCAACAGCGGGCGGUGUCGUCGGGCUGUACGGCGAGCAGGGGGCACCGCCGCCGCGGCGCCGCUCCGACACCGGCAGCGUCGCCUCCCCCACCGCCAGCAUGAUCUACGGCCGCGGCGCCGGCGUCGGUGGCUCUGCUGGGGAAACACACAGCGCCAGCGGCGCCGGCCCCGGAGAGUUUGGCCCGUACGGCCCUGGGGGGCUGCUGUAUCGCAAGCAGUCCCGGUCUGGCAACGCCAGCCCCGCGCACGCUGCGCCCGGCGGUUACGCGCCUCAGCCGCAGUCACUGCAACCGCAGCCGCUGCAGCAGCCGCUGACGCGGCCACAGGCGGGCUUGGGCGUGCGCCCGCGGCGGUCUGACGGCGGGCCGCUGGCCGACGGCGCCGCCGCAACACUGAAUACCUCCGACGACGGGUCGCGCGACGCGCCGGCGGUGCCGCUGGCAGCCGCCGCCGCACGCUGGGGUAGCAGUGGUGUCGCGCCAGCCUCUGGCGCUGCGGCCCCUGCGCCCGGAACAGGGUUGAUAUCUCCGGCCAGGCCAGUCGAGGCAGGUGGGGCGGCGGCGCAGCCGCCCGGCAGCAGCAGUGGCGGUGGUGACAGCGGUCUGCCGGUUCCGGUGGGCUUGCUCCUCGACAGCGCGGACGUGUACGACGAGGCGUCGUGGGGCGUAGACCUCGACUCCCUGCCAGCGGGUCCGUUCCGAUGGGGCGACCCCGAGCCUGCAGCGGCGGCGGCAGCAGUGGCGGCGUCACGUGCCAGCCAGGGGUUGUACUCCGGGGCAGGCGGCUCCUCGGCGGCAACGGGUGGCGCCGGCGCUGGUGCAGGCUGGGCGCCGGGCCUGGGGUUUCCGGCGAGGCACAUGUCUAUGGACGGUUCCGCGGCGCGGCCCCGGGCUGUGGCGGUGGUCGCUGUGCCCCAUCAGGACGGGUCCCGGCCUGCCGGUCCCGCCGCUCACGCUGCCGCCAGCUUCAGUUCCAGGUCGCAGCGCUCCGCCUCCAGCAGCGCCUUCAUGUCGGCAGCCACAGCGGCGGUGGCGGCAGCUGGCAACAGCGGCGGGGGUGGAGCGGCCAGCACCGGCGCCACGCCGGGUGCCGCGGCAGUCGGCGGUGGCGCCGGUGUCGCGGCGUCAGAGCCGGGCGGCUUCAGCAUCAGCACACUGCGGCCAGCAACCCUGGAGCCUUCCGGGCAGCUGUCGCCGCCGGCGGCCUCGCCUGCCGGCGGCCUUGCCAGGCCGCCGCCACUUGACAUGGCCGUCGUACGGCCGCCACCGCUGCCGGCGGCGGGGCCGCAAGCAUCCAGCAGCGGAGCUGCCGCGGCAUCUGGUGCAGGCACCAGUGUCUCCGGCUCCUCCGCCCGCCGGCCUCGCUCCUCCUACAGCGGCUCACUGAGCAUGCAGCCGCCGGCGUCGCUGGCCGCUGCCGGCCGGACCGGCGGCAUGUUCCUGCCCUCGCCGCUACCGUCGCCGGGGCCUUUGAACUCAUCGUCCGGCGGCGGCGCCUCCGCGGCGGCAGCGAUGCCGUGGACGGGGCUGGGGCCCACCGGUGUUACCUCAGGCCCGCCGUCUACCACACACUCUGCCGCGCCGUCGCCGCUGCCGCGUCACAGCAGUGAGAUGGGCUCGCCGUCGCCUCGGCAGCGACCGCAGCUGCAGUCUGGCGGCGGCAUGGUGGGUGAGGCCGCGGCCGCGGCGGGUGGUGGUGGUGCACCAAGCGCACGUGCGGAAGGCGGUGGGGCGGUGUGGGGUGCCAGCAGUCGGGCCACUGCGGACAUCAGCUCAAUGAUGUCAGAGCUACCCCCGCCAGACCGGCAGGCGCAGCCGCAGCAGCAGCUGCUGCAGCUGCAACAACCAAAUGCCGCUUACGCGCGGCUGCGUGAGACACCGCGAGACCAUUCGCGGCAGCCCCGUGCUGGCGGCCCCGUGCCGGCUCCUAGCGUGGCCCCGCGCACCCCGAGCGGCGGAGCCUCCGGCCGCGCCGCCGCUGCUGCGGGUGCACAGCAGCGUUCGCUGACGCCGGCCGCUGGGGCAUCGACGGCUGCUGCCGCCCCGCGUGUCGCCGCCGCGCCGCGGAGCACCAGCGCUGGAUCCGGCAGCGCACCGCUGAACAGUGCCGGCGGGGCAAGGGCCGCCGUAGCAGCUGGAGCGGCAGGCGGCGCCGCUGCCGCGGCCGCUGCAGCGCAGCAGGCGGGCGGCGGCAAGGCGGGCCGCAGCGACGACGGGUUCGACAUCACCCGCAUCUGGGAGCACCUGCGGGCGGUGCGACAGCAGCAACAGCAGGAGAUGCAGCAACAACAGGAGCUGCAAGCAUCAGCGGUGGCGGCAGGGGUCACGGAGCCGGGCGCACAGGCCGAAACCGUGCCGCCGCCCAUCUUCCGAAGUGAAGGAGGCGCCAGUGACACCUCCGUGCCGCUCUCAGUCUCGUCCCCCAACGCGCUAAGCUCCUCCAGCGACGUUGCCGCGGCCCUGGCCCUCUCCUCCUCGCCCACCUUCGCCGGCGGUGACGUCACCGCCGCCGCCGCCGCAGGCGGCGGCAGCACCGGCAGCUACAUGCCUCCGAGCCUGGGCAGCAGCAGUGGCGGCGCCGGCGCGGCCGCCGCGACGAGUGGCCGCAGCAGCACGUCUCGAGACGCAUCGGCCUGUGUCGGCGGCGGCGGCGGCGGCGGCGCGCGGCGCGGCGGCAGCGCGUCCCCCGCUAGCUCCGCCACCAGCAGCUCUGUGGUGUCGCCCCGCGCGCCGCCGGCCAUGAUGCGGGAGUCCGUCUUCGACGGCAGCGGCGCCGGCGGCGAGGCUAGGGUCAGCGGCGGCGGCGUUGUUGGCGGCGGCAGCGGCAUCGACAUGCACGCGCCGGCGGUGCUGGAUGGCAGCCCUGGCCUAACGCACCGUGCGCCGCCGCGGCCUGGCGGCGGCGGCCGGGCGGACCCGUCGCUGCUAAAGCCGGUACUGGGCAUCCGCCGGCUGCUGCCCAUGCCGUCGCCAUCUUGCAUCAUCUCGACGCCGACCGGCACGCCGCGCGCGGCCCGCAGCGGCAGCGCAGGCGCAGGCACCUCAAGCGGCGGUAACGGCACCGGCGCAGGCGACGGCGCGGCGGCCGCCGCCGCGGCGCACCCGCCACGUCGAGGCAGUGUGGACUCGUCUUCCAGGGUGGCGGCGGCGGCGGCGGCUGCCGCCGCCGCGUCGCUGGUCGCCAUGCUGGGUCUGCCGCCCAGGGUCGCAGAUGACACCUCCCUCGCGCCUGAUGCGCCGGGGGCGGCCUCAGCAGCUGCAGCAGCUGCAGCAGCGGCAGCGUCGACGGUGGCAUCGCCCUUUGGCGGCGCUGCCGGCUUGCCGGCAUUUCCUACUCUUGGCGCGGAGUCGGGCGGCGUUGUGGCGGCAGGAACGGCGCGGCAGACGGCCGUCGCCCGCUCCGCAUCGUCGGUGCUACCCAGCCCCGGCGGCUCCAGCUCCGGCGCCGGCUCGGCUCGGAGCAGUUUGCGGGUGGCGCUGCCGGUGGAGCUGUCGCACGGCGGCGCGGCUGCCGGCGGGCCGCUUGCGGCUUCGUCAGCAGCUGCAGCACUUGCUGCGGCGGCAGGCGGCACGGCGGGCCGCGGCGAUGUGGUGGCCUCGUCGGUUGCAAGCGGUGGUAGCAACGGCGGUGGAGGCUUGGGUGGAGGGGGAGGGGUGAGGAGUGCGCUGUUGCCGAGCCGCUCGGCAUCGCUGGAGCAGCCGGCGGCGUCGUCGCCGGUGUGGUCGCCGUCGGCGGUGCGGUCGCCGUGCGUAGUGGCGGGCUCACAUUCGGGGUCAGAAGAUGGUGCACCGCAGCAGUUGUGACGUAAUGUAUAUAUACCGUAGCUGCGUUACUGUUGUAAGUUUGACUUGUACGCCUAGCAAAGUGUGCGCACGGCGCUUAAUAAGCUGUAGUGCGGAUGUAGAACUGAUAACUGCGGUGGAACUUCGCAGCCGUGCAUUCAUGGCUCUUGGUGGUAGGUGCAUAGCAAUGCUGCGAGGUUACAGGACGUUUUCACGAGGACACGAUUGCUAGGUAGGUGAUGUAUAAAGGACAUGGAGUAGAGAAGAGACACGCGACGGUCAGGGCGCGCACCUCCCGGGCUCACGAGCUGUGGGGGCUCCUGUGCUACCGCCAUGUGCAUAUAUGAGAGGCAGCUCAUGCCAAGCGGCCCGAGUCCGGUGCUCCUGAGAAACCACUCACGGUGUUAAAUGCCGACGUCCAGGCAGCUGUGUGGGCGGCAGGGCUGCUGGCACGAUGGGUUGCGCAGGGGAGUGGGGCAUGAGGGAAGCCGCGGGGCCACCAGCAGGAGGUUCCAGGUGUGUUCGUGCAUCAUGGUCCGCAUAGCCAUUCGCGCGGGCGUGCACGACGCUAGUCAUGUCCCCAUCCACCCCGGCUGUGCUGACCGUAAUACGGUGUAGGGGUUGAACGGGCUGCGUGCCAAGACUGCCAACGGUUCACUCAGCGUGCAUGAGGCCCCCCUGACAGCUUUGACCACUGUU
This is a messenger RNA of Chlamydomonas reinhardtii, 8920 nucleotides long. RefSeq lists its product as uncharacterized. The transcript is spliced from 5 exons. Gene Ontology annotation, biological process: negative regulation of MAPK cascade; protein dephosphorylation. Lineage: Eukaryota; Viridiplantae; Chlorophyta; Chlorophyceae; Chlamydomonadales; Chlamydomonadaceae. Gene Ontology annotation, molecular function: protein tyrosine/threonine phosphatase activity; MAP kinase tyrosine/serine/threonine phosphatase activity. The record is from RefSeq and is a predicted model, not a curated record. Gene Ontology annotation, cellular component: cytoplasm. The coding region runs from base 47 to 8242 and encodes 2731 amino acids.